AAACGCAAAACUCUAAUUAGUAGAUUGUAUUGUCUGUUUACUUCCAAAUUUGCAAAUGUUUCAGUGUACACUUCUGUUUUAUUUUUUCAUAUUAGAUUUCUAUGUUGUAAUCUUACUAAUCGGUGCUGUGAGUGUUUGUCAUCAUCUCUCCAAUCCUCAAACUGUGUCCUGAGAGAGCUAGAUCUGAGUAACAAUGACCUGCAGGAUUCAGGAGUAAAGCUGCUCUCUGAUGGACUGAAGAGCCCAAACUGUCAGCUGCAGAAACUGAGGUUGUCCGGCUGUAUGGUGACAGAGGAAGGCUGUGGUUAUGUGUGUUCAGCUCUGAGUUCAAACCCCUCACACCUGAGAGAGCUGGAUCUGAGCUACAAUCACCCUGGAGAAUCAGGAGUCAAGCUGCUCUCCGACAAACUGAAGGAUCCAAACUAUAAACUGGAGAUACUCAAUGUGGUUCAUGGAGGAGAGUUCAGGAUGACAGCAGGACUGCGAAAGUAUGCCUGUGAUCUCAGACUGGAUCCAAACACAGCACACUCUCGUCUCAUUCUCUCUGAUGAGAACAGGAAAGCCACAUAUGUUUAUGGUCAUCAGCCGUAUCCUGAUCAUCCGGAGAGAUUUAAGAACUGCGAACAGGUUCUGUGUGGGGAGAGGUUGACUGGACGCUGUUACUGGGAGGCUGAAUGGAGCGGGUACAAUGCUGAUAUAUCAGUGUCAUAUAAAGGAGUCAACUGGAAAGGAGGAAGUGUGCUAGGGUUUGGAUCCAAUGCCAAUUCCUGGAGUCUGAUCUGCUCUGAACGCAAAUUCUCUGCCUGGCACAUUAAAAAGCGAACUUUCAUACCAGCCCCUUCACCCUUUUCUUAUAGAGUAGGUGUCUAUGUUGACGUGUCGGCUGGCACUCUGUCCUUCUACAGCGUCUCUGAUACACACACACUCACACACUUACACACAUUCAACACUACAUUCACUGAACCCCUCUAUGCUGGAUUCAGGGUGUAUUUAAACUCUUCAGUGUCUCUGUGUCCGAUUAAAACUUAGAGAAGCACACUCAUAUUAAACAACAUCCCUAUAUUAAGCAGCCGAACCAAUGCUAACAUAGAUACUUGGAGAUGAACAUUAUUGAAUGAGGACAGAGUUAAAUGAGAACAGACAGAACUCAUGAAUAAAUGCUUGUUCACUCCCAAAAGGAUAACUACAAUGAUUACUAGCUUGUACGUCAUGAACAUGGGGUCGGCUAUCACGCAGGCACGAUUGUCUCUCUUUUUUU
Pimephales promelas (fathead minnow) is the source of this 1258-nucleotide messenger RNA. RefSeq names its product stonustoxin subunit alpha. Gene Ontology annotation, molecular function: protein binding. Lineage: Eukaryota; Metazoa; Chordata; Actinopteri; Cypriniformes; Leuciscidae. The record is from RefSeq and is a predicted model, not a curated record.